GGCAGCUGUGGUCGGCGAUUUCUCCUCUCGGGUUUGGGUGAUUCCGUAUUUUGUGCAAUAUAACACGAAAUUUGCAAAAACGGCAGCGUUAUCAACGUCGGCGUGUCCUUGGGGUGUUCCUUCCCCCUCGUCUUCUUGAGUGAUUGAGUUAUGCGCUACGGUUGGCGAGGAACUGCGGUGCUGCUGUUCCGAUCGUAAUCAGUCCGUUCCCGAUAAACAUCUUCCCGAUUGCUGCACCAUCACCAGCUCUUCCUCCUCAAGAACGCACCUGCCUGCCUGUCGCGGUGCCGUGUGGGUGGCGGAGCGGCACUUGCACUUCAACCGAUUGUCGGCGGCAAGGAUCAAUCAGGGCCAAUCAUCAAACCAAAGACCAAAGAGGAAGGGAAAGAGAGAAAGCGGGAGCGUACGAACGUGUGAUAGAGUGAAAGCGGUCAAGCGAUGGCAGCACUUAAUCAGGCGCUCGUGCUGGCACUCGAAACCAGCAACCCGCGGGAAUCGUACCUGGUGGCGACGGAGACCCUUCUCCGACUACUGGACAACAUUAUCCGCGAACCACAGAACGCCAAGUACCGGACGGUGCGGCUGGAGAACCCCUCCAUCAAGGAGAAGCUGCUAUCGGUGGUGGGCAUGAAGCAGUUGAUGCUGGGCAUCGGGUUUAUCGAAGCGAACGGCACACUCACCGUACCACCCAACGUGCUACUGGCCAGUUUGCGCAAGUACCGCGAGUUUAUUCACGAGCGCAAGGAGCUGAUCAAGAAUCCACCAAAACCCUCGACCAGCAUUGACAAGGAUUCACCGGCAUCGACCACGGUGAAUGCGAAAAGCAACGGCACAGGCGGUGGCAGAACGGUAGCCGACGGCACGAGCGACGUCGAUAUGGCCUCCUUUGUACCCUCGGCCACUGGCAAUGCCAACGACAGCAGAUCAGCGAUAGAUAGUGCGACCACGGCUCCGGCGACACCAGUUAUCAGAGCUAGUAGACCAUUCCUAGCACGGAUUGAAUUCCCGCGAGUGCUACCACCAGGCAACUCGCUGCUACAGCAGCUAGAGCUGCUUUCCGAUCAGGUGAUGCAGUACGAGGACGAUCUGCUGCAGGCCAGUGGCCGUAGUUUAAUCCCUCUCGAGCGGUUGCGCGCUCGAGCGAAGGAAAAGCAAACGCAGUGGCGCAGACUUUUGCAACAGGGCGCCGAUUCAACCGAGCAGGAACCGAGUGCCGAGGAUUUGCUGGUCGAGGAGCUGACGGCCUGGUUCCGGGGUGAGUUUUUCCGCUGGGUCAACGCACUGCCCUGUACCGUGUGUGGCAACGAGCAGACGCAGCUCGUCCAGAGCACCGUCGAGGAUGGGGUACGCGUCGAGGUGUAUCGGUGCUGCGGUCAGCUGCGUCGCUUCUAUCGCUACAACGACGUAGAAAAGCUACUACACACACGACGUGGCCGGUGUGGUGAGUGGGCCAAUUGUUUCACCUUCCUGUGCCGUUGCCUUGGAUACGAAGCGCGGUAUGUGUUCUCUACCGGUGAUCACGUGUGGACUGAGGUCUGGUCCGAACGACGCCAACGCUGGAUCCACGUGGAUCCGUGUGAGAACGUGCUCGAUGCACCCCUCAUGUACGAGCACGGUUGGCGCAAAGAGAUAACGUUCGUGUUUGCAUUCGCCCACGAUGACGUACAGGAUGUGAGCUGGCGUUACUCAAACGAUCACACGAACCUGGUGCAACGGCGCCGUACGCUGUGCCGUGAAUCGACGCUCCUCGAUGCGGUCUGGAAGCUAAGGGGCAAGCGGCGCGCAAAGCUCAGUGCUGACCGCGUUGCGGCCCUGCGUCGACGAACGUUUGACGAAUGCCUCGAACUGUUGGCUUGUGGCCAGCGAGUACCGACGCCCGGAGAGCUGGAGGGCCGCAGUUCCGGUAGCCUCGAGUGGCGGUUGCAACGAGGUGAGCAGCAAGUCAACACACGCUACAUGUUCAUCCCGACGGCGGACGAGGUGCAGGCAAAGCAGUUCAACAUCCGGUACUGCUGUGCCACCGAUCGCUACGAACGGUUUCUGAAAGGAUCCAGCAAUAGAGUGAACGAACGGAUCACGGAGACAUCGAACGGCUGGCAAAGCCUACAGUACAUGAGCAGAAACAUCUUCCGCAAGGAGGAACACGACUGGCAGAUGGUCUAUCUCGCACGAACUGAGGGCACCGAGGAGGCCACCAUUGAAUGGUAUUUCGAUUUUUCGGUGCAGGGUCUGCGCGUAAAACAGAUCGAGCUACGUUUCGGCCAAGAAACGUACGAAAGCGCCAAGGUGGAACUUUACUUCAUCAAAGCGGACGGAUCUCGCUCCGAGGCGCUGUCGUCGUUGUGCGAGUGUGGCAAGUUUACGCUUCAGGCGCGCUUAUCCGGUGGUAGCUCCUGGCAGCACGCUCAACUCUUCCGACAAUCCAAAGCAUCGACCGACGAGUGUCCAUUCGAGAUGAACGUGAUUUUGAUGUAGAAACUCCCUUUCGCUUGAAGGGUCCGGAAGGGCGCCGGUGUCUUCAAAAAAAAAUCGAAACCAAAACCAGAAGCAAUACUGCGCGUGUACCACUGAAAUCGAGCUGAGUAAAACGAUAUCCGUGGUUCAGCGGAUAAGACCAGCGCUGACAUGCGCGCUAACGGCUCUAGCUAGUCCCACCUACCGGGCACAGCACCCCACGGUGGCAUAUUUAAUGGAAAAACGUUUUGAGCAUACUUGCAGCAACCAGGUAACCAAAUAUUGACAUUCCUAAUCAACAACACAAACCCUCCGCGUAGCUUUCGGGCGCCAGCUUCGUUUU
Messenger RNA from Anopheles darlingi, 2797 nucleotides. It is a transcript of the gene Pngl, whose product is annotated as peptide-N(4)-(N-acetyl-beta-glucosaminyl)asparagine amidase. The transcript has 4 exons. Gene Ontology annotation, biological process: protein deglycosylation; protein quality control for misfolded or incompletely synthesized proteins; glycoprotein catabolic process. The record is from RefSeq and is a predicted model, not a curated record. Lineage: Eukaryota; Metazoa; Arthropoda; Insecta; Diptera; Culicidae. Gene Ontology annotation, cellular component: nucleus; cytosol; cytoplasm. Gene Ontology annotation, molecular function: peptide-N4-(N-acetyl-beta-glucosaminyl)asparagine amidase activity. Bases 439 to 2475 code for a protein of 678 amino acids.